AUGGCGGGCGGCCAGGAGUUUCAGGCUCUUCUCCAGGGACUUAUCAGCAGCGACAAUGAUCUCCGUACCCAGUCCGAGCAAUUGUAUGAAAAUGUCUCAGCGCCAGAGAAGCUGUUGUACCUGGUGCAGGCCAUCAGGAACUCUGACAUUCCUGAGGAACAACGUGUGUUGGCAGCGGUACUUCUCCGUAGAUUAUUCACAACCAACUUUGAGACGCUAUGGCAACAGAUCACGCCGGACAUUCAGGCGGGAGUCAAGCAGGAGCUGAUGACGGCCAUACACCAGGAGACUGUGGCCUCCGUCCGGAAGAAAAUCUGUGAUAUUUUUGCUGAACUCGCCAGGAAUAUGAUUGAUGAUGACAACAAUAUGCAAUGGCCUGAAGCCUUGAAGUUCCUCUUUGAAUGUGCCAGCUCAGAAAAUCCAGUCCUCAAGGAGAGCGCCCUGCACAUACUGAGUGCUGUCCCAGGCAUCUUUGGCAACCAGCAGGCACAGUACUUGGAUGUGGUGAAACAGAUGUUGGGGGUGGCCUUGAUGGACAGAAGUCACCCACAGGUUUGUUUUGAAGCUGUCAAGGCUACUACAGCGUUUAUAGUUAACAAUGAGAAGGAACCGGCGGUUCAUAACCACAUGAAGGAACUGUUGCCGUUAUUGAUUCAGAGAAUCGCCGACAGUGUGACAGCUCAGGAAGACGACAGUUUACUCAAGUGUCUCAUCGAGCUCUCAGAAAAUGUGCCCAAAUUCCUUCGCAGUCAGCUGGAGAAUGUCUUUGAGCUGUGUCUCAGGAUUGUCUCAGACAGCAACUUGGAAGACACCUGGAGACAGUUGGCCCUAGAGGUGAUCGUAACAAUGUCAGAGACCGCCCCUGCCAUGGUCCGCAAGUUUGCCAAGUUUAUCCCGCUGCUUGUACAGCAGAUCCUGGCUCUAAUGGUUGACCUGGAAGAUGACCCAGACUGGUCCAUCCAGGACAGUGAAGAUGACGAGGACACAGAUUCGAACCCUAUUGCUGGAGAGGCCGCUCUAGACCGACUGGCGUGUGCACUCGGAGGCAAGACUAUGUUACCUUACAUUGUGUCCAAUAUCUCACAGAUGCUUCAACAAGCUGACUGGAAGUACCGCUACGCUGGGCUGAUGGCCGUAUCCGCUUGUGGUGAGGGCUGUCACACCCACAUGGAACAGAUGCUGGGCAACAUCGUGGAUGCUGUGCUUCCAUUUGCUGCAGAUCCACAUCCACGGGUUCGGUAUGCUGCUUGUAAUGCUCUUGGCCAGCUUUGUACAGACUUCGGGCCCAAUUGUCAGAAGAAGUUUCAUAAUAAGCAUCUAGAGAAAGGCAACAAGCUAGUUCUGGAGCAGGUUAUCACAACUCUGGCUUCUGUGGCAGACACGGCACAAGACAAGUUCCUCCAGUACUACGACAGGUUCAUGCCGUGCCUCAAGUACAUCAUGCAGCAUGUCCAGAACCCGGAACAUCGUCUGCUGCGGGGCAAGACCAUCGAGUGCAUCAGUCUCAUCGGCCUGGCCGUGGGCAAGGAGAAGUUCAUGCAGGACUGCAACGAUGUCAUGCAGCUGCUCUUGAAGACACAGACAGACCAGGAUGAUCUGGCUGAUGAUGACCCUCAGAUCACCUACAUGAUCUCCGCUUGGGCCCGCAUGUGCAAGAUCCUGGGCAAGGAGUUCCAGCAGUACCUGCCCCUGGUGAUGGGGCCUGUACUCAAGGCUGCCUCACUGAAACCUGAGGUGGCUCUGGUGGAUAGUGAAGACAUGAAAGAUCUAGAGAAUAACUCCGACUGGCAGUUUGUGACUCUUGGUGACCAGCAGAGCUUUGGGAUAUGCACCGCAGGGCUGGAGGAGAAGGCCACAGCCUGCCAGAUGCUGGUCUGUUACGCCAGGGAGUUGAAGGAAGGAUUUGCUGCUUAUUCCGAGGAUGUUGUCAAGAUCAUGGUGCCAUUGCUGAAGUUCUACUUCAACGACAGUGUCAGAAUCGCAGCCACAGAGAGCCUGCCCUACCUACUGGAGUGCGCUAAAAUCCGCGGGGAGGAGUACGUGGCCAACAUGUGGGGAACCUACAUAUGUCCUAACCUGCUCAAGGCCAUAGAGAUCGAACCAGAACAGUCUGUGCUACCAGAAUAUUUGGCCUCGUUUGCACGGAUUGUUGAAGAGUCCUUGUUAGAUGAGGAUGACGAGGACGCCUACGUGUUGAGCAAAGUUGCAGAUAUUAUCCACGCCUUUUUUGGCACCCACAAGGAGUCUUUUCUGCCCAUCUUUGAGCAGAUCAUGCCCUACUUCGUCAAAUUGUUGUUGCCAGACAGACCCUGGUCAGACAGACAGUGGGCACUGUGUGUAUGGGAUGAUGUCAUCGAGCAUACCGGGCCUUUGUCCUACAAAUACGUGGAGUUCUUCCUCCAACACAUGAUUGAGGCAAUCACAGACAAGACCCCAGAGAUUCGACAGGCUGCCGCAUAUGGUAUUGGAGUUAUUGGCCAGUUUGGUGGGGAAGUUUACGCAGACGUACUUACUGAGUGUGUGUCCAGGUUGGUCAGCGUCAUUGAACACGAGGACUCCAAGUCUGUGGAGAACGCCCCGGCAACAGACAACGCCAUUGCAGCGGUGGUGAAAAUAUGUCAGUACAACGGGUCAAAGGUUAACGUCGAUGAGUUGCUGACUCGGCUGGUGACCUGGCUACCUAUACUGAGUGAUGAGGAGGAGGCUAUUCAUGUGUACACUUACUUCUGUGAUCUCUUGGACAAAAACCAUCCUGGCAUAAUGGGAGAACAUGCGUCCAAUCUGCCCAAGGUGAUCAGCAUCGUCGGGGAGACGCUGCAUCGAGAGCUGAUCCAGGAGGACACGGAGCUCUACCGGCGCCUGGUUAACAUUGUCAAACAAGUUCAGUCAAAUCCGGAUGCAUUUCAAGUGUGUGUGGCCCAGUUGACCGAGCAGCAGCGACAGGCAUUGAGUGAAGCUUUAGCAUAA
Candidula unifasciata is the source of this 2967-nucleotide messenger RNA. The record is from the annotation of a GenBank genome assembly. NCBI's taxonomy places the organism in Eukaryota, Metazoa, Mollusca, Gastropoda, Stylommatophora, Geomitridae.